GGCCGACACAGGCCGAGUAGUUACGAUUGCGAGUGUAUGUUGGGAACACAUGUGUACACUUCCCUCUACUUCUAAUUGUUUAUUAACAUGGCUAAUAGCUCUGCGUUUUGGGAGAGCGAGUUAUUUAGAACAUUUGCGUUUUAUGUGUCAGUAUUGUUAUUUAAAGUACUAUCCAACAACUUCACGACCGUGUAUUACAGAUCGAUCAGAAAGUGCUAUCGCGUUGAAGAGGACUCGAAGCUUGUGAAGGCCAAGCACCAAGCCGUGGAGCACCCGGAUGUUACCAGGGUUGUCAGGAUUCACGAGCAUGAUCUGGAGAAUAUCAUCCCGUUCAUCCUAAUUGGUUCCCUGUUCAUCCUUACUGGGCCCAGCUUGACACUCGCGACGUGGUACUUCCGCAUAUUCACUGGUGCCCGACUUGUGCAUACGAUCUCGUACCUGUUUGCCCUCCAACCUGCUCGUACAAUCGCCCAUGUUGUAGCUGUUGUUAUAUUGAAUCUGAUGGUAGUGAGCAAUAUAAAGUACUUCAUGUGAAAACAAUUAAUGAGGCGAUGUCCCUUUUUUGAUUCGAAACCUUUUUUCACCAUAAAAUAAACACCCACGCGAAACCUACCCGCUGGAUCCGGGUGCUCUGUUAUUUAAUUGGUCUGCUAAAUAUUAUAUUAACGUCAAUAUGUAGAAUCAUAAACUUUUUUAUGCACAAAGAAUGAGCAUAAUGACAUAAUUUUUUUUUUCGCAAAUGCUUGCAUGAUGUCCAUAGUUAUUUCAAAAUAAAUGUUGCAUGACUU
Messenger RNA from Dreissena polymorpha, 788 nucleotides. RefSeq names its product microsomal glutathione S-transferase 1-like. Gene Ontology annotation, cellular component: membrane. NCBI's taxonomy places the organism in Eukaryota, Metazoa, Mollusca, Bivalvia, Myida, Dreissenidae. The transcript is spliced from 3 exons. The record is from RefSeq and is a predicted model, not a curated record. Bases 88 to 534 code for a protein of 148 amino acids.